Molecule: messenger RNA, 570 nt
Organism: Trypanosoma conorhini
Lineage: Eukaryota; Euglenozoa; Kinetoplastea; Trypanosomatida; Trypanosomatidae
Product: prefoldin
Exons: 1
Coding region: 1-570 (189 amino acids)
Biological process (GO): tubulin complex assembly; microtubule-based process; protein folding
Cellular component (GO): cytoplasm; prefoldin complex
Molecular function (GO): tubulin binding
Source: RefSeq, a predicted model, not a curated record
AUGACGACGGCGGAGCAGUACGCGUUCGCGGAGGACUACGCAAACGCCCGCGGCAUCCCGCGGGUGGAGUACAUCAGCGACAUGGCCGCGUUUGUGAAGAACGGCGGCGGCGCCGACACCCUCAUCAGCAACCUCCUCCUCGAGUCCUCCAAGUACGAGCACAUGGAGAAGCGCCUCGUGAGCAGCAUGGCGAACCUAGACUACAAGAUCCCCACCAUCAAGAAGACCCUGCACGCGCUGAGCUUCCUCAAGAAGCGGCUGCAGGAGGAGCAGGGGGCCGUGCGCUCCUACUACUGCCUCACCGACGCCGUCUUUGGCGAGGCGGAGGUGGUGCCGCAGGAGACGGUGCAUCUCUGGAUGGGGGCGAAGGUGAUGGUGGAGUACACCUUCGACGAGGCCGCGCAGCUGUUGGCGAAGAACCUCGCCAACGCGGAGACGAACCUGCAGCACACGAAGGAGGACCUCGCGUGGGUGCAGGAGCAGAUGACGAACCUGCAGAUCAACAUCUCGCGGGUGUACAACUACGACCUGCAGAGCAAACGCGCGAACGGCGCCGCAGCCGCGGCGUGA